Neolamprologus brichardi is the source of this 1111-nucleotide messenger RNA. NCBI's taxonomy places the organism in Eukaryota, Metazoa, Chordata, Actinopteri, Cichliformes, Cichlidae. The record is from RefSeq and is a predicted model, not a curated record.
UAGCAUGAGUCAGCGCAAUCAAACAGCGAGUGUUCCGACUAGGUUGAGAACGUUACUUCAAAGCUACCAAGAUGAUACCUGCAGUUACACUUAACAAUGGAGCAAAGAUGCCAAUAGUGGGUCUGGGCACCUGGAGGUCAGAACCAGGAAAAGUGACUGAGGCCGUGAAAGUCGCCAUAAGUUGUGGCUACAGACACAUAGAUGGCGCUUAUGUGUAUCAGAAUGAAGAAGAAGUUGGAGCUGGAAUCCAUGCAAUGAUUGAUCAAGGAGUGGUAAAGAGGGAAGACCUAUUCGUUGUGAGCAAGGUGAGCUUUAGAGCCAAUAAAAAUGAGUAUAAACCAUUUUAUUAUCUCAGACUGAACUAUGCGGUCUAAAUUUAAUACUGUCUUGAACACAUCUUUUGGCCACUGCAGCCAGGAGAUGAGCUUUUUCCUGUGGAUGAGGAUGGGCAGGUUAUUUCUGACAACAGCAACUUCUUGGACACUUAUGAGGCAAUGGAAAAGCUGGUGGAUGCUGGUUUGGUCAAAGCUAUCGGCAUUUCCAACUUCAACAAAGACCAGAUUGAAGCCUUACUUAACAAGCCUGGCCUCAAGCACAAGCCUGUCAACCACCAGAUUGAGUGCCACCCAUAUCUGACCCAAGAGAAGAUGAUCAACUACUGCCACUCAAAAGGCAUCACAGUGACAGCAUACAGUCCUCUGGGCUCCCCUGACAGACCCUGGGCUUCAUCUGAUGAACCCUCGCUGCUGGAGGAACCUAAGAUCAAGGCCAUUGCUCAAAAGUACAAGAAAACUCCAGCACAGGUUCUGAUUAGGUUCCACAUCGAAAGAAAUGUGGUUGUCAUUCCAAAGUCAGUAACACCCCAUCGUCUCAAGGAGAACUUCCAGCUGUUUGACUUUCAGUUGAGCAAAGAUGACAUGAAGGACAUCCUCAGCUUGAAUAAGGACUGGAGAGGCUUCGCAUUACAGUGGGCUUCAAAGCACAAAGACUUUCCCCUUAAUGCAGAAUACUAAGUUAAUAUGGUUCACCAUGCCUUUUUUAUAUCAGUUUUGCUUGAAUGUUUUCUGCAGAAUUAAAAAAAAAAAAAAAAUCAAUAAAAUGAACAAUGCAA